GAGUCAAAUCUGAAUUUAAACGGCGAGUGAAGCAGACUCACGUUUAACUGUAGCGAAACCACUCGUGUAGAGUUGUGUACUUCGUUCUGCGGGCUUUUGCUGGCUUCGAAGGAUUGUUAUGUAGUUCCGGAACCGCUCAGUGUGGAAAUUUUCACGCACACAAUGGUUUAACUCCGCUGGUUUGUCACAGAGAUGGCUUGCCGACUUUAGCAACUGAAAAACACGCAGCUGUGAAACGGUUCGAGUCCAGGUGAGGAGACCAUGACGCUCGCCCCGAAGGAGCUGUCCAACCUGCUGAGCAUCAUCUCGGAGGAGGCUUGCACCAACACCUUCGAGAGCCUCUCCACGCACUUCCACCACUACUUCGGCAAGGCGGAGCACUUCAGGGUGGGCUCGGUGCUGGUCAUGCUCCUGCAGCAGCCGGACCUGCUGCCCAGCUCCCCGCAGCGUCUUACCGCCCUCUACCUGCUCUGGGAGAUGUACCGCACCGAGCCGCUGGCCGCCAACCCGUUCGCCGCCGUGUUCGCCCACCUGCUGAACCCGGCGCCGGCCGGAGAGGAACCGGAGAAGGUGUUGUCAGGCUUCCUUCCUCCCAUCACCCAGCCUGAGAAGUUCUUCCUGUCCCAGCUGAUGUUGGCGCCGCCCAGGGAUCUGUUCAAGAAGACGCCCAGACAGGUGUCCUGCAUGGACGUCGGCAACAUGCCUCAGACGAUAGACAUCAGCGGGCUGCAGCUGGCCUUAGCAGAGCGUCAGUCCGAGCUGCCGACUCAGAGCAAAGCCAGCUUCCCCAGCAUCCUGAACGACCCGGACCCGGACUCCUCCAACUCGGGCUUCGACAGCUCCGUGGCCAAUCAGAUCACAGAGUCCCUGGUCACGGGGCCGAGGCCUCCUCUGGAGAGUCACUUCCGGCCCGAGUUCAUCCGGCCGCCGCCGCCGCUCCACGUGUGCGAGGACGAGCUGGCGUGGCUGAACCCGACCGAGCCGGACCACGGCAUCCAGUGGGACCGGUCCAUGUGCGUGAAGAACAGCACCGGCGUGGAGAUCAAACGCAUCAUGUCCAAGGCCUUCAAGAGCCCGCUGUCGGCCCAGCAGCAGUCACAGCUGCUGGCGGAGCUGGAGAAGGACCCGAAGCUGGUCUAUCACAUCGGCCUGUCGCCGGCGAAGCUGCCCGACCUGGUGGAGAACAACCCGCUGGUGGCCAUCGAGAUGCUGCUGAAGCUGAUGCAGAGCAGCCAGAUCACCGAGUACUUCUCCGUGCUGGUCAACAUGGACAUGUCGCUGCACUCCAUGGAGGUCGUCAACAGGUUGACCACAGCUGUGGAUUUGCCUCCAGAGUUCAUCCACCUCUACAUCUCCAACUGCAUCUCCACCUGUGAGCAGAUCAAAGACAAAUACAUGCAGAACCGCCUGGUCCGCCUGGUGUGCGUCUUCCUCCAGUCGCUGAUCCGCAACAAGAUCAUCAACGUCCAGGACCUGUUCAUCGAGGUCCAGGCCUUCUGCAUCGAGUUCAGCCGCAUCCGCGAAGCCGCCGGCCUCUUCCGCCUCCUCAAGACCCUGGACACCGGAGAAAACCCGGCCGAGGCCAAACCCGCCAAAUAGCCGUCCUCACCGAGACGCCGGGACGAGUUACCAGAAUCAAGCUGACCGCCUUUAAAGAAGCGUCUGGAUGGUUGGGUUCAGCAGAAACACUCUUCAUGCAGAAACUGGUGUGAAAUACGGGAGUGCGUAUUGUAAAUAGGUGGUGGUCGGGUUCCCCUCAGACUUCUCGAAAUCUUCUCGCUCGCCGCCCACCGUCCUCAGAACUUUGUCAGCAUUUUCUCCUUUUACUUUUUCCCGAAGUAAAAAUGAAGUCAUCAUUUGGGUUUUUCACCAGCAUUCUUCCCUUUGGAACCGAAACCUUGUGAGUUUAAUUAAACCGGUUGUUUAAUUGAG
Molecule: messenger RNA, 1932 nt
Organism: Stegastes partitus (bicolor damselfish)
Lineage: Eukaryota; Metazoa; Chordata; Actinopteri; Pomacentridae
Gene: cnot11
Product: CCR4-NOT transcription complex, subunit 11
Exons: 8
Coding region: 262-1599 (445 amino acids)
Cellular component (GO): CCR4-NOT complex
Source: RefSeq, a predicted model, not a curated record